AUACUGGUCACUACUCACUUGCCCAGGAAUGCCACUAAGCCCAGAGGGAAGACCUGUGAAAGUGCUCAGUGCUCCUGUGCCUCAUGGCUGAAGAUGGAUCACCCAAAAUUUAUUCUCAUCCACCAAGAGAGAGCAGUAAAACACCAACAGAAGCAGCCAUCUUCUUCGGGGCUGACAACACCAUUCCUAAAUCAGAAACAACCAUUACCUCUGAAGGAGACCAUAUUACUCCAGUAAACGAGUGCACACCAGAUGGUGAUUUUUCUACUACAAUCAACAAGCUCACACCGGCAAAGGAAAAGCUCAAGCUGGAAGAUGAUAUCGAGGCCACUCUGAAGUCAACAACUCUUUCAGAUAAAGAAAUUACUCCAACUGAAACUCCAAUCUCCAAAACUAAGGAAUCAAUUACUGAAAAUUUCAUUCCAGUGAAACUGGGAAACAUCUCCUCCCCAGUUGGUACUGUUUCUUUAAUAGAUUUUUCCAGUAACAUGACAAAAGAAGACAUCAUCUUAGCCACCAUUGACACAGGAGACAAAGAAAUCCUACCUACUGCUGAGCUCUCUGGCACACUGGAGGACAGCACUGACGAUUCGGAAGACGCCUCUGCACUUCCAGAUGAAAACACAGAAGCUGAUGGUAACUCCUCUACCAAUUCCGACGUUCCUGACGAUGGAGAUGUCCAGGUCACUGACUCCUUGAGUCCUGAGGCUGAGAUGCCUCCCUCUCCUGAAAAAGAGGUCACCACCCCUCCAGACACAACCAACAUUGCAGAAGAGAACGCAACUGAAACUGACCUGACUGUUUCCCCCAAAGCUGCAACUAAAUUAUCUGACUCAGAUGAAGAAAAGUUUAUCACUGUUUUUGAACUCACUAACUCUGCUGAAAAAGCCAAAGAUAACCCAGAAGAUGCUUUAACUGAUGAGGAAUCGACUGAUGGAGUUAAUGCUUGGAUGGAGAAAGAGACUGUGAAUGAGGCAGAGAACCAUUCUGUUUUGCUUACUGCUGUUGAAUCCAGGUAUGACUUCAUUGCCCCUGCCUCAGGAAACAAGAACAGCGUGGAGGAACCGACCACUAACACAACAGAAGAUCUAUCUGAAAAUGAUACAACAGAAUCGGUAACUAAGGACACAGAGGAGUUUCCUUCAGUGACAUCUAUAGUAGAUACCCUUAAACACAAGGAGGACUCUUCUACAACUGACUCUGGUAUCUUCAAAUUGCUGAAAGAAGAUCCCGAUGACCUAAUGAUGUAGAAGCAGCAACAUAAGGGAGGCCAUGUAGAAAUACACAACGGAUUAAAAGGUAGUCUUGAUGUUUAAGAAGUUACUCAACAAGAAAAGUAAAAAAGAAAA
Messenger RNA from Peromyscus leucopus (white-footed mouse), 1349 nucleotides. It is a transcript of the gene Cabs1, whose product is annotated as calcium binding protein, spermatid associated 1. Bases 84 to 1250 code for a protein of 388 amino acids. NCBI's taxonomy places the organism in Eukaryota, Metazoa, Chordata, Mammalia, Rodentia, Cricetidae. The transcript has a single exon. The record is from RefSeq and is a predicted model, not a curated record. Gene Ontology annotation, cellular component: mitochondrial inner membrane; motile cilium. Gene Ontology annotation, molecular function: calcium ion binding. Gene Ontology annotation, biological process: spermatogenesis.